AUGAGCGCUGCCGAAUUGACUUCUUUGCAAAAUGAAAUCAAGGAAUACAGGCUACAACUCGAGGCUGUUCAGCUGAGCCUACAAAACGAUCCUGACAACAGCGAACUACAGAGUCUCAAAUCAGAAGUUGAAGAAGUUAUUUCCCUCACCGAAGCUGCCAUUGCAGAACUAAAGCCUGCGUCAGUAACAGCAUCGACUGCAACGCCAUCCUCACCGCCGGAAAGAGCGAAAUGGUCGAAAGAGAACCAUCCCGCCUAUCAAGCGGGCUAUCGGAAGCCUGAAGUCGACGCAGAAGAAACCCACACUCCAGCAACCUUCUCGGUUAACGAUACCGUAUCCGCCAGAUGGAAGUCGGGAGAUGGCGGGUUCUACACUGCACGCAUCACUUCUAUUACGGGUUCGUCCAGUGACCCGGUCUACAUUGUCACAUUCAAAAAUUAUGGAAACACCGAGACGUUGAAAGCGAAAGAUAUCAAACCUUUGUCCAAUGAUGCCAGGAAGCGUAAGGCCGAUGGCAUGUCUGGGUCGUCCACACCCGUUGCGCCUCCGUCAAAUCCUAGUGUGAUCUCUGCUGCCGCCAGUGUCGAUCCGACUUUGGCGCAGCAAGCCCGGCGAGAGCCGAGCAAGGUCAGCGAUGGCCCCGUUCGACCCGCCAAGAUUCCGCGGAAAGUGAAGGCCAACAAAGAGCUGGAAGCGGGCAAAGCGAAAUGGCAAGACUUCGCAUCUAAAUCGAAGGUUGCAAAGAUGACCAAAAAGGACAGCAUGUUCAGGACAGGCGAGGGUGUCAAGGCGAGAGUUGGCUUCACAGGGAGCGGUCAUGAGAUGCGCAAGGAUCCCCACAGAACCCGACAUAUUUACCAGCAGGAUGGUCAGGACGACUAA
This is a messenger RNA of Capronia coronata CBS 617.96, 882 nucleotides long. RefSeq lists its product as uncharacterized. Gene Ontology annotation, biological process: negative regulation of DNA-templated transcription. The coding region runs from base 1 to 882 and encodes 293 amino acids. Gene Ontology annotation, molecular function: DNA-binding transcription factor activity. The transcript has 2 exons. Lineage: Eukaryota; Fungi; Ascomycota; Eurotiomycetes; Chaetothyriales; Herpotrichiellaceae. The record is from RefSeq and is a predicted model, not a curated record.